Molecule: messenger RNA, 1802 nt
Organism: Haliotis rufescens (red abalone)
Lineage: Eukaryota; Metazoa; Mollusca; Gastropoda; Lepetellida; Haliotidae
Product: mediator of RNA polymerase II transcription subunit 15-like
Exons: 6
Coding region: 255-554 (99 amino acids)
Biological process (GO): regulation of DNA-templated transcription
Molecular function (GO): transcription coregulator activity
Source: RefSeq, a predicted model, not a curated record
GAGAAUGAUGAUUGUUAUCAUCGGUAUUUUGUGAGAUUUAUUCCGUAGAUGGGUGAGUAAAUUCAUAUGUGGACAGUCAGUGAUUCGGGAGGAUUGGCUUUCAAGUUGGUUGUGUUGUGGGACUUGGUGGCAUUUUGUGGGAUUUAGUUCAAACUGUGGUUCUUGACAAGACGGCCAUCUUGGAUUACUGAGUGCUUGUGUUGUGAUUCCGGUGGAUUGUCGCAGUAUUCGGAGACACUAAGACAUUUGGAAACAUGGCUUUACAAGCAAACUCGUUUGCUGACACAAUGUUAAGAGAGAGAGUUGUGGCACAGAUAGAGGCAGCUCGCCAAGGUGCGGACCUCGAACCUGGCGCCAACUCAAGUGAAGAGAUGGAAAAUGUCCUGUACUGUAACGCCAAGACUCGGGACGACUAUAUGCAGCUGAUUGCCUCCCUUGUCCUACAUUUAAAUGAGAAGAAGCGGGCUGCUCACCGAGCGAGAAGUUCUGCACCACAGGAAGUUGGUGGCCAGACAAACGAAGGAUCGUCAAGUGAUGGGGCCAGCGCCAGUUAAUAAUCUGGAAUCAGUCACUGAACAAAUAUUUUUUCUUCACCGAUGUCUUUUUCUUGGACCAAGUCAAGAAAGAAGUGAUUUUACAACUCCACAAAGUCAUGAAAUUUGGAAGUGUGUGAUGUAAAUAUGUCUCAUAAUUUGCACACGAUGUCUGAAAGCAGCCAUCCCCACAUGACCUGAAUACAUGUCCUGGCGUUUAAUAUCAUGCAACAUGUAUAUGCUGAAAUAACAUUGUAAUAACAGUAUGUCACUCAUGAUAAUUGAAACUCUCAAAUUAUUUAUAUUUCUUUCAAUGUUCAUGUCCUAUAGUCAAAGCCAAGGAAUGAAAAAAAACAACGUAAUUUCUAUUAAGGGAGACAACUGUGUGUGAACUUUGGGUCAUACAAAACUUACUUUGUUAGACUUUUAGUGACUCUCAAAUAUACAAUAUUGGAGUAUAUCUCAUGUGUUUGUGGUCUAUUAGCAGUGUUAAUAACUUAAGGUAUCCUUUUUACUAGUUAAUUAGAAUUUGAAUGUCAUUUUAAUCAAUGAUUACUUGCCAUUAUUGUUUACAAUGAAUUAUCAUUGUAAUUCAUGUAGAUAGUUGAAGAUCUGAAUUGUUUUUGGUAGCAAUAGCUGAUUAAAUCAAGUGUCAGAAAAGAUCAAAUUUAUAUGCACUCAUGCCACGUUUUUCUGAUCUUGAUUUUUUGUAAACUCCCCGAUCUCAAUCAUGUUCAACCACCUGACGUUGACAAUAUUGAGUCCAUGAUCAUCCACACAGCUUAGCCCAGCGACGGAGUGCCCUUUAAUCCUUUAAUUCCAGAUAAGGGUAAUGCCCCCUUUAAUCAGUGACUCAUUCCAGAUUAAAGGGUAAUGCCCCCUUUAAUCACUGACUCAUUCCAGAUUAAAGGGUAAUUCCCCUUUGUUGAUGGACAAACAGUAAUCAUACGAAACAUGGAAAGAAAAAAUAUAAAAGAUCUUUCCGAAAAAGUAAUUCCUGUUCCUCACAUGCUUUCCAAUGCAUCUUGGGCAUCAUCGGUGUCCUCCCUAUUGGACACCGAGGAUCAUGAACUUGGCAACGGGGCUACCUGGAUGCUGUGUGAAGGAUCUGGAGGAUGCAAUGUAAACCUAUCUUCUCCACACUGUUUGACGUUUGUCUAUCUUUCGGUUCUUGCUUCGGUGCUAUUGUUCAGAUGUAUCCUAUGGAUAUGGUCUGCUUCAUCACUGUACUGGUAGCCUUCCUCGGAAUAAAUUGGUUGAUGUAAUUUA